GCCCCCGCCAAGCCCUCGGCGGCCCUGCUCCUCAGGCUCAGAUUACUGCGAAUUAAUUAGUAGUGCAAGCAUGAAUAAUCAAAACAAGGAAGUGCUGUUUAAGGCAAGAUAGAAUUUCGCUUUUCUUCUCGCGAAAAUGAAACCGAAUCAAUUCGAAAACUUGUCUUUUAAACAGUUAUCAGGCAAGUCCAUGACGUUCGCGUGAUAAAGUAAACGUGUAUUAGCGGUAGCAAUUGUCUAUAUAGCUAGAAUUCCCUACUUUUCUAUCGACUGUUUCGUAAAAGUACUUAAAAGGAAGUAAGGAACGGUUUAAAUUAUUAAAAAAAGGUUUAAUUUCUGAAAGGAAAUGCCUCUUGCUUGAGCGGCCAUAUUUGUCUACCCACAAUACAUUGCUCUGGAUCCCUCCCUCCUGGUCGCCAUCUUGCUGUCUGGCUUCCGCUUGGAGUGACUAGCUCGAACUUGUUGCUUGAUAUCUUCCUGGAGAAUUACUCUAUUUUUUAACAAAGCACGGAAUUGUAAGCCUAAACAAGUGUACUAACAUUAUGUCUAUUCAAGGCAGGCUGCCCGCUUGUGUUAUUGACAAUGGAACGGGGUAAGUUGAAUGCUCUUGUUCAUUUCGGCUUGUUCCGGGAAGCACUCCCAACACUUAGAAACUUUAUUCCGUGCAAUGUAUACUCGCUGAACUUGUCAUUUAGUUGCUUGUUUUGUAGUUUGCUAUAUAUUUGUAGUGGUGUAGGUUAUAGUGUUGCCCUUUCGUGAAUAUUUAUGGACUAAACAAAAAUUUGGCGAAUGUUAUUAAUUGUUGUAUUGCAGACCACAAAAUAACCUUAAUGUAUAAAAGCCUAGGAGGUGUACAUGUUUUAAUAUUAAUUAAAUAUUACUUGUACCAGUAAUGAAUUUUCUAUUUUAUUAAUUUCAACAAUUGUAUAUUUAAUUUAGCAUUAUAAUAGUUAAUCAAAGCUAAUGCAAAGCCCUGCUCUCCUACAAAAAUAUUGUGGCCUCAGACCAAGUAUAAAUAGACUAAAAUAGUCGUGUCAUUUUAUAUCUAAUUGGUUACUGAAUUGUUUCUGAAUGCAUACAUUAACUGCCUAGUUUCACAUGUAAAAGAUAAUUGGUAGUUAUUAUAUCUUUUUGUUUUUAAAAUCAUCCAACAUGGUACAAACGUAUUUGUUAUUUCUUACUAACUUUUUCCUACUAUAUUAGGCAUACAAAAUAUUGCCUCACUUGUGAAAGAGUAAGGGUGUACCUUUAUUGUGCCUAAGGUCAUAUAGGGGUAUGGAGCCGUCUUUAAAUUUUGACAAAAUUCCCGAUAAAUGGUGUCUUAAUUAAACAGUGUUAGUUUUUUAAAACAAGGCCGUAUCUAGAAAAAAUGUUGGGGUUCUGAUUAAAAAAUGUCAGUGGUACUCAAGAGGAACUUGCACUGGAGUUAAUUAAAUCAUAAAAAACCAUAGGAUGAGGUUUUUUAAAUUUUUUGAGAAUCCAAAACUGCAAAAGAUUAUUGCUACUAGGAAACGUUAUUAUCUCGACCAAUCUAACACCAUGCAUUGCAUGUCAUAUAUGAUAUAUAUAUUAUCAUAAACUAGCUUUCGUUGGUAUGGAUGCAACUACCUGAAAAAUAUAAGGAGAAUUUCAACGUUUUAGCGUCACGUUCGACUAGUAACUCCAGACCAAGAGCCUUCCCUCAAAAUUUUUCAGGUAAUUGCAUCCCUACUAACGAAAGCUUGUUCAUUUGAUUGGCAAUACCUACACUGGCAAAGACGUUUCAUAUAUAUUAUCAGCUAGCCUCGCAUAGGUCGGGUCUUAUCUCUAGUAAUCUGAAUCAUUCUGAAUGCCUGACCCAUAUGAGCCUAUGAAUUUGGGCACCUGGAGUUUGGGUUCUUGCAUGUUUUCUGCUAGGCACUAGUGUAAUAAAAAGGUUACCAUAAUAUGAACAUGGUGGCUGUAAGCUGGAGGUUCUAUUGUCUGUAUAUUUUAUUAAAGCAUGGUAUUUAGGGAACCUAUUUUUCAUAAAACCCUUGCUUCCCUGUUGUUAAAAUUCUUGUCCAACUCCUACUUAAAAAUUUCUCCAAUUGAAAGGAUUUUUUCCCUUUGCUGCACCCCAUACCAGAUGCCUUUGUUCGAUCACGUUGCAACUUAAUUAACAUGCCAAUAAAUGUAAUUAUUACCAUUGUUUCCAAAUAGUUACACAAAGAUGGGCUUUGCUGGGAAUACGGAACCACAGUUUAUCUUGCCAUCAGGUAAAUUUGAAUCUGAUUUCAAAAAAUUUUUUGCUGGAAUUUAAUUGAAUAAUUUAUAACAAAUAUUAUUUCAUGAACAAUAGCCAUAGCAAUAAAAGAAUCUGCCAAAGUUGGUGACAAGAAUCAAAGAAGAACAACAAAGGGUGUGGAGGACCUCGGUAUGUGCACAUAACUACUGCAUGACUUGAAAUCCAUAUAAUAAUAAAUGUUGUGAAAUCAUGUUAUAAUAAAGCCCAGUUUGUAUUUUGUCAUUGAAUCAUUGGAAAAGCUUUUUAUGCUUAGCAAUCAAACGAAACAUGCACGGAUGACCAUCAGAUGUUGAUUGUCGGGUUCUAUGUCCAUAUGACAUGGGAUGAUAGGUGGCUGGUGUGGGCAAUCAUUUUUUAAUGGAAACUGGGAUUAGAUGAUUGUGUGUGUUCAUACAUGAUAAAACAGUUCUUUGUGCAAUGAAUGCAUUUGCACUCUACCGACACUAGGAAUGAUGUUCACACAGCUUAUGAUUGUGGAAGCUGCUUGUAUCUUUAAAAUGAAUGACACAUUUUCAGCUGUUUUUUUAAUGAUUUGCGAUUUGAUGACGAAAUAGGAACUAGGCUCAACAUUGGUGCAUAACUUUUGUUUUAAAAUCUUAAUUGUAUUGUUAGUAUUAGUAUUGGGGUAAGGGUUAAUGUUAUGUUAGGAUUAGCUGAUUUGGGUUAGAAUUAGGAUCAAAGUUAAGAUUAAAUUAGAUCUAUAUAUGGUAAGGUUAAAAGGUUAGGAUUGAGGCUAAGAUUAGGUUAUGUUAAGUUGGGAUUGGCUGAUUAGUUAAUCUAUUAUUGUCUUUAUUAGGGUCCACUAAAGUAUAUGUACAAAGUCAGGGUGUUAGCUACAGUCAAAAAUUCCGCGUUAAACACGAUUUUCCCAAUUAUCUUGAGGACGCAAUUUCCCAAUUUGGGUCAGCCAAAAAAUAGUUAUAGAAAUUCAAUGUUGUUAAUAUGCCAUUAGAAACAUGUUAAAAACUACAAAGACACAAAAAUUUUAGAAAUCGAGAGGGGGCAACAGCAUGCCCCCAGGCUAAAAUAAAUUUCCCUAUUUCAGGUAAACACUGAUUUUUUUUACUUCUGGCUAACACCCUGAAAGUCUAAUUAUAUAAUCAAUUAUUUGGAGACCCUAAAUGGUUAGGGCUACUGUUAGGAUUAAGAUUAGGAUUAAGGUUUGGUUAGCAUUAAGGUUUGGAUUAGGAUUAAGGUUCAGAUUAAAUUAAGUUUAUGGUAAGGGUUUGGAUUUAGGUCCGGAUUAGGGCUUGCACAGCAGGCAGGUAAAGAAAUUGCUAUCUCACCAAUUUGUUUCCGUUAUUGUUGUGCUAUAUCAAAAUGCAGCAGUAUCUACGGUUGUAAUGUCUUAAUAACAAUGACAUUAUACAAAUCAAACUGUUGUAACACUUGUAUAAUUUAUUGCCGCAUAUCAUUAAAGUGUUAUUGUAUACAGUAUAUCUUAUUUUGAAAGAAAUUGCUUUAUAGUUUACACUACAUAAAAUAGUAAUGAUUAAAAUUGUACUUGUGUUAGAUUUUUUCAUUGGGGAUGAAGCAGUUGAAAAACCACAGUAUAGCACAAAGGUUUGUGGCUUAUGUUAAAAAGCAAAUGAAUACUGUGACACUUUUCUGGCAUUUGUAGUUUUGAGGAGACAUGUUUGAUUUUAUUUGUAUUUUUAGUGGCCAAUUCGUCAUGGUAUUGUAGAAGAUUGGGAUUUGAUGGUAUGAUAAUAGUUCAAUACAUUAUAAUUACAAUAAUAAUAGGUUUAAUACAUUAUGAUUUCGACAUCGAACCCUCAAAAGACCAGAACCGGAUGUUAUAUAAAUGUAUAUGUAUAAAAUUGUGUAUUCAUAAUGUUUUUAGGAGAGAUUUUGGGAACAAUGUAUUUUUAAAUAUUUACGAGCUGAGCCUGAAGACCACUAUUUCUUGCUGGUAAUUAUAUUUUGUAAACCUCUUUUUUCAAAUAAAUAAGAAAUAAGUAAGUUUAACUUCUUUACUUAUAUUGAUAAAUUAUUAAAUAAAUAAAUCUUAUUAUCUAGACUGAACCACCAUUGAACACACCUGAAAACAGGGAAUAUACUGCAGGUAAACUAAACUAACUUUAAAACUGUGGCAAUUGAUACACCAUGCGGAAAUCUU
This is a messenger RNA of Paramuricea clavata, 4385 nucleotides long. The record is from the annotation of a GenBank genome assembly. Lineage: Eukaryota; Metazoa; Cnidaria; Anthozoa; Malacalcyonacea; Plexauridae.